AUGCAUCGGUGGACCAACGUCCAAGACCAUCACCAAUAUCCAAUCCUUCACGGUAAAGAUGGUGCUCGCUCAAAACACUUGGAAGUUGCCAAUGACCUCUACAACGACGUAAAGGAAGCGGGGGGGAAAGUGUUGUUCUUCUGUGUCGCUGGCCAGAAUCGCUCUGCUGCGCUCGCCAUUGCGUGUCUCAUGCUGCAUGGGCAGCCACUGGAAUAUGUUCUGAAAAAUUGCUCAAAAUGCCGGCCGUUCAUUUUGGAGAACGUUGGCUUUCAGCGACAGUUGGUGGAGAUGGAAGCUUUGUUGAAAGAGGAGCUUGACCGCGUCCACUGCCCUGCGGUCAAGAAGCCCAAGGUCGACGAAUCGAGGCGGCAUCUCGUGCAGGCGCUGGUGGACUCCUGCAACGUGGAGGUGGAACUCCUGGUCCCAGGCUUGUGCACGAUGGACGUCAAGAUACCAAUCUCGUCCACGGUUGCGUCGGUCAAGAAGAUCCGAUUCUCAUCAAUCAUGUCAACCGCCACCUCUUGGCAUACUCAGACACGCCAGCGCACGUUGCCAAGUCGUGGGUGGUGCUGGCCAUGUUUGGAUACGACGACAAGUUUGAUCUCCCUCUGGAGGAGGAAGCCAUCACAUCCAGCGUCCAGGUCGCAAGGAUGCGGAGCAUGUUCGGGUUGA
This is a messenger RNA of Prorocentrum cordatum, 672 nucleotides long. Lineage: Eukaryota; Dinophyceae; Prorocentrales; Prorocentraceae. The record is from the annotation of a GenBank genome assembly.